GUUUGCCCGAUAAAAGUCUGUGGCUGUAUGGAAAUAACUUGCCGCUGCUUCCACGAAGGUAAAAAUCUUUUUUCAACAUUUUUACAAAUAGAGUAGACAAAUGAGGACAUUUUCAAAUUUUCCAUGUAUAGACAUGGAUCCAGCUCCAAGUUGAAAUUAAUGGAACGCUACGAGCGUUUGGGCAAAUUGGGUGAAGGGAGUUACGGUAUGGUUUUUAAAUGUCGAAAUCGAGAGAAUGGUCACAUAGUAGCCAUAAAAAAAUUUGUUGAAUCCGAGGACGAUCCGUUAAUUCGAAAAAUUGCUCUACGUGAAAUACGCAUGUUAAAGACAUUGAAACAUCCAAAUCUGGUGAAUUUGCUUGAGGUCUUCCGACGCAAACGAAAACUUCAUUUGGUGUUUGAGUUUUGUGAGCACACAGUACUCCAUGAGCUCGAAAGACAUCCAUAUGGCUGUCCAGAAAUAUUUACCAAGCAAAUUAUUUGGCAAACAUUACAAGCAGUUGCGUACUGCCAUCGACACAAUUGUAUACACAGAGAUAUAAAACCGGAAAAUAUAUUACUCACUUCCCAAGGGGUGGUGAAACUUUGUGACUUUGGAUUCGCAAGACUAAUGAAUCCAGGAGAAAAUUAUACCGACUAUGUUGCUACCAGAUGGUAUAGAUCUCCUGAAUUAUUAGUAGGUGAUACAUUAUAUGGUCCUUCCGUUGAUGUUUGGGCAAUUGGUUGCGUUGGUGCGGAGCUCAUUAGAGGAGAAGCUCUGUGGCCGGGAAAAUCCGAUGUUGACCAACUGUACUUAAUAAGAUCUACGUUAGGUGACUUAAUAGCUAGACACAUGCACAUUUUCAAAAUGAACGAAUUUUUUCGAGGUAUGAGUUUACCACAACCAGAAACUAUUGAACCACUGGAAAAAAAAUUACCCAAACAAACAUUAUCUAUUCCACAUUUGUUGGACUUUUUAAAGAUGUGCCUAGAAAAAGACCCAUUAAGACGAUGGACAUGUGAUCAACUCUUACGACACCCUUUUUUCGAUAAUUUCUCGUUCAAGUACCCGGAAGGAGAUUUAUACGAGUUUGAAAAACUUAAAACAUUUCGAGAAAAAUCAAAGAAUGGACAUUACGUGAAUAUAGCAUCAACGCUGUUUCCACAGAUACCGAGCAACAAUCAAAGCCCUGACUUGACUCGUCCUUUAAAAGUGGCGCAAAAACAUUUUGACCAUUUACCAGACAUAUGAUCAAAACUAUGUCAACAAUAUUAUCGUCGUCAGAAGUCGUCAUCACAUUACAAUCAUACUAUACCUAUUACUUACUACCUACUUACCUAAAUUAACCUUGCAUAUACCGUAAGAUAUUUCACCUGUUUACCUAUUAUGUACCUGCUAUGUUGUGAAAAAUAUAUAUUAUAUUAUGUUCAAAGUUUAUUUACUAUAAUUUAUCUCAUGUUUUUAUAAUAUAUUUU
This is a messenger RNA of Acyrthosiphon pisum (pea aphid), 1454 nucleotides long. Its product is annotated as cyclin-dependent kinase-like 4. The record is from RefSeq and is a predicted model, not a curated record. The coding region runs from base 124 to 1230 and encodes 368 amino acids. Gene Ontology annotation, molecular function: protein serine/threonine kinase activity; ATP binding. NCBI's taxonomy places the organism in Eukaryota, Metazoa, Arthropoda, Insecta, Hemiptera, Aphididae. The transcript has 8 exons. Gene Ontology annotation, biological process: protein phosphorylation. Gene Ontology annotation, cellular component: nucleus.